Messenger RNA from Rosa chinensis, 3397 nucleotides. RefSeq names its product WD repeat-containing protein 44. NCBI's taxonomy places the organism in Eukaryota, Viridiplantae, Streptophyta, Magnoliopsida, Rosales, Rosaceae. The record is from RefSeq and is a predicted model, not a curated record. Gene Ontology annotation, molecular function: protein binding. The transcript has 7 exons. The coding region runs from base 191 to 3058 and encodes 955 amino acids.
CACAAACAUAACGGUAAUUAACCACCUAACACCCGCCCCCUCAUUUUUCUCUCUUCCACUUUCUCUCUCUCCCCCCCAUCAAUCACACAAUCCCAUUUUCGUUUCACUCAAAAUCACUGAAUCCAAUUUCUUUGAACAAUCACAGAAAAGCUCGAUCGCCCCUGUAAUUCGAAACCCUAAAUGCAACGAGAUGAUCAUGGAGCCGAAGAUGGAGAGGAAGAGGACGUUCGCUAUGAACUGGGACGGCCUCCACGACGAAGAAGACGACGACCGCUUCUUCGAGUCCCGGGAGAGAAUCUCCUCCGCCGUGCCUAUCGACCUCGAAGCCUCCUCCUCCGACGAUGAGGACUUCGACGACAGUCGUAUGUCCUUCGCCUCCUGCGUCUCCUCCGUCCGAAACGACGUCGAGGUGCUGCGAGCCUUGUCCGCCGCCGAGCCGUCCUUCGCCUCGUCGCCUCCGAUGUCACCGGACUACAACAUCUGGAUGGCCGCGCCGGGGUCGAUCUCCGAACGCCGCAGGCGGUUGUUGCAGGGCAUGGGAUUGGCCAACGGCGGCAAAGACAUCGUCAGCUUCAGACGCCUCGUUUCGAAUAAAGCCCCAAACGGCGUCUUUCCGGCCGUUACGAGUUGCCCUACUCGCUCUCGGGAAAAGAUACAAGUUCCCGAAACAGCGCCCGAACCCGAUCCCGAUCCGGAGCCAGAGUCGGGGGCUUCGAAUUCGCCUUUGCCGAUGAUGCUUGUACGGUCCAGAUCGGAAGGAGAGAUCGAAGCUUUCUCGGCCGAUAAACGAAGGAAAGAGCAGGUAAUUGGCACUGUCUCGAAACAACGGCUGACAAGAACGUCGUCGGCGAUCGCGGCUCCUAGCUCUAGGAUGUGUUUUUCCACGACGCCUCAAAGCGACGUGGGAACCAAGACCGUCCGAUCUAGGCAAAACAGCGCCGCAUUGUCGACGGAGUUCACCAACAAUUUAGGGGCGUUCUUCUUGAUUAAAAAUCUGGACACGGGAACCGAGUUCAUUGUGAACGAGUACGAUCAAAACGGGUGUUGGAACAAGUUUAGUGAUCUCCAAACGGGGAAGAAAUUGACCGUGGACGAGUUUGAGAAGUCCGUCGGGUACUCGCCGGUGGUGAAGGAGGUGAUGCGGCGGCAAAAUGUCAACAUUGAAGCCGGGAUUGAGAGGAAGGUACCGGCAGGAGCCAAUUCGUUUGUGUCAAAGAGUUUGAGGAUGAGCAAGAGAAAGGUGGCUCUUUUGAAGAAUAGCAUAAAAGGUGUGGGAAGUGCUGUGAGUGUACUAAUUGGGGAUAAGGAUCAACACGCCUCGUCGCCGCCUCCUCCGCUGCCGCAGGACCAGAAAUCAAGCAAGGCUAAUUCGGGGUCUGGUUCGGAGUGGAUCAAAGUUAGGCAGACUGGGAAGUCAUAUAAGGAGCUAUCAGCAUUGCAUUUGUGCCAGGAGAUUCAGGCUCAUGAGGGCUCAAUUUGGACCAUCAAGUUUAGCUUGGAUGCUAGAUUUCUUGCUAGUGCUGGAGAGGACAGGGUCAUUCAUGUAUGGGAAGUUCAAGAAUGUGAGAUUAUGUCCAUGGAUAGCAAUGCGAACCCGCUGCAUCCCUCCUCGGUGUCCCCAUAUCCGGAUCGAUCAAUGUGUCUUAGCUCUGAAGCUUCAAUUUCCUCUGAGAAGAAGAAGAAGGGGAAGGGAGGCUCUUCUAGGAAAACUAAUCCCAUUCCUGACUAUGUCCAUGUACCCGAAUUCGUGUUUGCCCUCUCGGAGAAACCUGUGUGCUCUUUCGAAGGUCAUUUGGAUGCAGUACUGGACCUGUCAUGGUCCAGAGAUCAGCUAUUGCUUUCAUCUUCAAUGGACAAAACUGUUAGAUUAUGGGAUAUGGUGACCAAGAGUUGUUUAAAGAUGUUUGCCCACAAUGAUUAUGUAACUUGCAUACAGUUCAAUCCAUUGGACGACAGUGUUUUUCUCAGCGGCUCCCUUGAUGCGAAGCUUCGAUUAUGGGACAUAUCUGAUCGAAGAGUGGUGGACUGGACUGAUCUUCAUGAAAUGGUCACCGCUGCAUGCUAUACUCCAGAUGGCCAGGCUGCCAUCAUUGGCUCGCACAAAGGGAACUGUCGUAUGUACAAUGCAGAAGAUUGUAAAUUAAGUCAAGAAGGCCAGAUUGAUAUUAAAAACAAGAAGAAGAAUCAAGCAAAGAAAGUUACCGGUUUCCAGUUUUCUCCGAUUAAUCCAUCUGAAAUGCUUGUCACAUCUGCUGAUUCCCGGAUUAGGAUUGUGGACGGUAAAGAUGUCACUCAUAAGUUUAGAGGUUUCCGAAAUACAAGCAGUCAAAUUGGAGCGUCAUUCACUCCCAAUGGAAAGUACAUUAUAUGUGCCAGUGAAGAUUCUCAUGUAUAUGUAUGGAAGCGUGAAGAGCCUCGAGUGUCAGCCGCAGGAAAAAAGAGCACAAUCACCACCACUUCUCAUGAAUAUUUUCAGUGUAAAGAUGUUUCAGUAGCAAUCCCAUGGCCUGGCACCAUAAAAGGUGACCCUCCCCCGCCUGUGUCUGUGCAUUCUUCUAAGAGGCACUCAAAACGUUCCUCUGUACAGCCAGUUUCAGGAACUGCAUCACCUACUCAAGACGGAGGAGACAGCAAGAGAUUCCUGCCACCUCUUCCAAAGAAAAACACUAAUCCUAGUACUCCUCCUAGUGCAACAGCGGAGAAAACCACUCAUCUUAGUACUCCUCCUAAUGCGACAGCGGAGAAACCUUCGACUCCCCCACCAGAAGAUCAGGAUCCAUCUGAAAUUUCUCGAACGGAUUCUGGGAUUGGCGAGUCAUUCAGCUCAGACCCUUCCUCUAUUAGGUAUGGUGGCGAUUCACCUUCUAUAUCUUCUGGCAAUGCAUCAUCAUCUUGGUCUUCCUCUUGGUCCUCUUUGUUUGGGCAUGAAUCGAGCCAAACAACCCAAGCUUGGGGCUUGGUCAUUGUGACAGCCACCCUGGAAGGUGAAAUCAGGGCAUAUCAAAAUUUUGGGAUACCAAGAAGGGUGCCCGGCAGUUUUUUUGGAGGUCCUACCUAGGUCGUUUUCAACUCUGUUGUUGGUCUCAAAUCGAUCAAAAUAUAUUGUACACAAACUAUGUCAGAUCCCUUGGUGCAGUAAGAUCAAAGUAAAUACAUCAAACCGCACAAAUGGGAUUUUGUUGAAGAUGUCCAAACCAUUCGUUCCCAUCAUCAGAAAGUUUUGUAGAUUACAACAACCUAUCCAUUUUCCACAAAAUUAAUUGAUGCUAGAUUGUAUACUAGUUGCUUUGUUGUAUCAGGCCAGAAAGUAUUUUGCUGUAAAUGUCAUAUGUCAAAGCUACUCAUCACCAAUCAAUCGAGAGAAAAAAAAUGUUCAUCAUCAGAAUUAUUCAGAAAU